Messenger RNA from Magnolia sinica, 1104 nucleotides. RefSeq lists its product as uncharacterized. Lineage: Eukaryota; Viridiplantae; Streptophyta; Magnoliopsida; Magnoliales; Magnoliaceae. The record is from RefSeq and is a predicted model, not a curated record. Bases 1 to 1104 code for a protein of 367 amino acids. The transcript has a single exon.
AUGUGGUCUCUCAAAAUGUUGUUUUCCUCCUUUCGCUGCAAGAGAUUACUGACAAAGCUGGUACCCAGUGAAAGUAUUUUCAAGGAGGCAUGGUCCGAGUUGGGGUCCGGCACAAAUCCAAACCUGAGGGAUUUUGUACUUCAACUCGAGGGGGAGGACUCACUGGUCAAGUUGAUUGCGAGAAAUGGAUGUAAGCAUAUAGACCGAUGGAUACAGAAUGCCAAAAAGCACCAACCAACUUACUUGAUAGAUCUACUAAGGAAGUCUAUGGCAUCAGAAGGUUUAAAGGGAGUCAGCCAGUUUGAUAGUGACCAAAUUCCCUCGAUAACAUGGGCAGAACCACCCAACUGUUGGGCUUUGCCUGUGGUGACCCUCACAAGCAUUGCCCUUGCGCUUCCCAACACUGAUCCAUGUGCGAUCAAAUCAUUGCUGUGUGGAGUACAUGAAGGCCUCAGGUAUGUAAGGCUCGUAGAAAAGACAAUGGAUGUCCAAGGGCUGACUAACAUUAAGGAAGCUGCAGAUAGUGUCUGGGUGAGUGUCGAUGUUUACAAUCGCUGGCUCAAUGAGAAUCUUUGCAAAUUUGCACGUGAAGGAAAAUGCUCUAUGAAGGUACCUGAAGAACUUGCAGAUGUUGGAAGGAAACUCGUUUUGGAGUUUACGAAUGGGGUCUGGAAAAAGAAACCCCCAAUUGAAUGGCCUCCCAAGGUUUUGGCAGCCAAUUCAAUGUACAGAAUAUGUCAAACUAUUCUCCAAGAUUACAAGAAGUUUGGAGCAGGAGCAGAUUACAAAUUGCUUGAAUGGUUAAACAUGACAAUAGCCGAUACAUUGUCUGCCUGUUUUACCAACUUACCACAUGUUACAUCCAUGAAAUGCCUUGGCAGUGCCAUUGAAGUUAGGGCGCUGGGCGUUCUGGAGGCAGCGUCUCUUCUUGGGGAAGCUGAAAAUAUUAUAGCAACCAUUGGGCACAAAGCAUUUUUCAAUCUGGAACCUAAUCAAAUGGCAUGUAUUGAUGAAUGGCGUUUGUUCAAGAAGAGGAACCCAUCAUGUGUCCUUUCUUCAAUGUGUGGUUUCAGUUCAGAUAAAUUGACAUUGUAUAUUGAGUAG